CGUUUGAUCAAAAAUAAGACGGAAGUUGAUUUGUUUUGAAGUUUCUCAGAAGAAAGUUUGACGGUAUUGAUCCAGUUUUUUUCCCAACUAUAAACUCCACAGAAGAGACGGACACUGAGGGAUGUGAAGAAAAGAGACCGGACACCAAAAGCAAAAAGGUCACUGUCCAAAGCAUGUGAAGGGACACCAUCCAAGAAGAUAGAGUCACUGGCUAGCACAAUGUGGAAAAAAGAAGCCAUUACCGCUGAAAUUCAGAACUCAGACAAAAAAUUUGUGAGCAGAUUCACCUACUACCACUGAAUUCCAAUGAAGACACAAUAAGAGUGCUUUCCCUAUACUUCACCCCACCCCAAUUGGCCAUCCUUUCAAGUGCCAUAAACCAUGUGCAUGCUAACUUCUUAAACAGCACAAUGUUGAUUUUAAAUAUAUGCAUGGCAUCUCCCUUCUCCUGCGACCUUAAAUCAUGUAAUACCAGUUCUGAAGAAUUGCGAGAACUACAUCCAGUUUUGGAGGGAGAACCCACAAGACAUUUCCGGAAUUUUAUGGCAGGCUUCUCAAGACUGGAAGGAACCUUAUCUAAAAUUUGUAAACCCACCUGUUCAACAGUGUGUUGAAUGUGGUGAAACUUUAUAUCCAUAUUCCCAAAUUUGUGUGACAUUUUACAGUCUUGGUGGACCUAUUCCUGGCCAGCGAGGCAUUUCAAAAUGCAAAAUAUGUAGAAUUUAUUACCAUUUAACUGGUUAUGUAGUUCCUAAUCGAGGGAAAAUGUUUUAUGCUGAGCCCAUUACAUGUGACUGGAAAUGUGCCAGUAAUAAAGUCUUCUUCGAUAAAGAUCUGCAUGAAUUUAUGUGCGAGUCCAGCAAUCAUGCCUUUGUAUCACACCAAGCUUUUGCAGAAAUAUACAAUUGUGUAUACUCAGACAGACGGACACAGCACAAUUCUAUGCGUGGAAGGACCAAAUGAUGUCAGCAGGAGUUGGGUCAGAAUACAAGGGUAUGCAUGUGCCACUGCAUGUUUGCUGUUCCCAUGGAAGUUGGGGGCUAUCCAUUGCUAACCUUCCCCAAUGUGUGCACAUUGGAACCGAAACACGGGUCUGUGUUUUGCAAAGAACAUUUCAACCUGCUAGAAAGACACAACAUUCCAACAAAAAAAGAAGAUUUCCUCAAGUUCUUAGGAUGUGCAGCCAAAACCAUUCACCUACGGAGAGCACAGUGGGCCCAAAAUCUAUGGCUAGUGGAGAUGAAUUUAAUUCCAGUAUUUGGAUACUUCAGUCGACUCUUUGUCCUGAAAAUUUAUCCACUCAAGGACAAAAAAAGACUGGUGAUGCCAGAAUAUUGGAAGAGGCUGCUAAGGCAUCAUCCUCAGCACUUCCAUUAAUACUCAACAUCAUGUCAGGGCUGAGCCAUGAUGAUAUCCACAAGGAGGUGGAGAAAAUCCAGACAGUGGAGAUGGAUAUCCGUAUUUUGGAGGGAAUAGCCCUGCCAACAAUCCUGGCGCGACAGUUUCUAAAUGCUGCAGGGCGUUCUGAUUUAAUGGAGACAGUCCUCAACUACAUUAAAGAUGUCCUUAUUCCAUAUUAUAAGGAAAUUAUAAACCCCAGCAUCAGGGAUGUUGCAGAUAUACCAACAUCUAAGAUGAAGACUCUUUUGAACAUCUGCACAUCGCAGCAGGGGAAUGGUGUUACCACCAUCGUCAAUUCCACAUUUGCUGUCAAGAGUGACCUAAUUAAAGACCCCAGCCUUCGUAAGGAAAUUCAGGCUCUGGGAGGAAAGAUGAAUCAUUCGGUGCGACUAAAUGGAAAACCGAAAAAAUGUAUUACUAUUCCAAAGACUUCCAUGACCGAAGAGCAAUGGAAGUCAGUGGCAUCGGCUAUGUUAAAAGCAGCUGUACCUCGUCCAACUAGAACUGACCGGGCAGCUGUACCACCUCCAACUAGAACUGACCAGGCAGCUGUACCUCCUCCAACUACAACUGACCGGGCAGCUGUACCUCCUCCAACUAGAACUGACCAGGCAGCUGUACCUCCUCCAACUACAACUGAUCGGGCAGCUGUACCUCCUUCAACUAGAACUGACCGGGCAGCUGUACCUCCUCCAACUACAACUGACCGAACAGCUGUACCUCCUCCAACUAGAACUGACCGGGCAGCUGUACCUCCUCCAACUACAACUGAUCGGGCAGCUGUACCUCCUCCAACUAGAACUGACCGGGCAGCUGUACCUCCUCCAACUAGAACUGACCGGGCAGCUGUACCUCCUCCAACUAGAACAGACUGGGCAGCUGUACCUCCUCCAACUAGAACUGACCGGGCAGCUGUACCUCCUUCAACUAGAACUGACCAGGCAGCUUUACCUCCCCAGGCAACACAUAGAACUGUCCCGCAGUUGCCUUUUCCUAUUCAGAAGUUACAGAAAAAGACAAUCACCACAUGCUUCAAAUGCAGGAAAGUUGGCUCGAAGUUUUUACACUGGGGUGCAUGUGAUGGCUGUCGGAAAUGGUACCACCGAAAAUGCACCACCUUAUCCUGCAAGGACUAUUUAAAGUUAACGGAGGAUUCUGUGUGGAAUUGUGACAUUUGCAUUGUGUAGGAUAACUAGUGUUUACGUGUAUUAAAGCUGACAUGAAUUAAUAAAUAUAGUAUAAUUCCA
This is a messenger RNA of Ostrea edulis (European flat oyster), 2648 nucleotides long. RefSeq lists its product as uncharacterized. NCBI's taxonomy places the organism in Eukaryota, Metazoa, Mollusca, Bivalvia, Ostreida, Ostreidae. The record is from RefSeq and is a predicted model, not a curated record. The transcript is spliced from 10 exons. Bases 960 to 2588 code for a protein of 542 amino acids.